AUGCAGAGUGCGGCCUCGGUCUUCGCUCCCCUUCCCAAAGGGACUCGGUGGGCUGCGGUGUCUGUUCCGACAUCCGCGGCCUCUUCCCAGGCCAGGCGGCACUCCGCUGGCGACUGCCUCGUCAAAAGGAGAUGCGCUGCGACGACGCGGCCGCUGCUGGGGAAUCGGUAUUUUUUCUCUUUUGCGAAGAACGCGGACGGACGCCUAGACAGGGAGCGAGGGGACGGGGACUCAUCCAGGGAACGCUUCUGUCGCCGCACGUUUCCAUUCGCUUGUGGCGCGGCGGCCGCAGGAGCGGUUGCCGCGACCGGUUUGUCCUGGGGUUCACAUGCGUCCGCUGAGAGAAAAGACGUCGCCGCUGCGUGUUGCGUUCCCCACGUACGGUCCCAGCCGGUGCCCGAGAAAUGCGCUCGAGGACUACAGCACCUCAGAGGAAGGCGUCUCGCCGAGGGGGGGGAACGACUUGUCCCGAGUGCAGUGGCGUCGUGCUCGGAAACGGGAAGCGAGGGGAAGGAAGGUUCUUCCGGGUCUCGCGUGUUGUACAGCUGGGGCAGCGGCAUCGACGGCCAGUUAGGUCUCGGCGGCAGUAUCCUGAGUGUAUCUACACCUCAGCGGGUUCCAGCCUCGGCUCUCCACGAUGGCGAGUGCAUCUCGCAGUGUGCAGCAGGCGCUUUCCACUCCGUUUGCUGCACUUCCUUGGGCCGAGUGUUCACCUGGGGACGGGGAGGAAAGAACCGUCUGGGACACGACUGGCCGCGGGAUGCACCCAGUUCCGCCGUCUCGUCCGGCGACAAACCACUGCGGUCUUCGACUCUGUCCUCGGGCGUCGCGGAGACUGCAGUACAGACUCUUCCCAAGUGUGUAGAAGGGCUCUGGCGGGUGUCGGCGCGCGUCGUCGCCGUUGCCUGUGGCGAGGACCACACACUGGCUCUUACAGAGUCGGGGGAAGUCUACAGCUGGGGAGGGAAUGCACAUGGCGAGUGUGGGCGUGCAGAGACUUCGGACAAUGCCGAAGCGGAGGGAGGGGGCGAAAGACAGCCAGCGCGAAAACCACGAAGGAGUUGGUUGUGGGGCGUCAUACGAGGCGAUAAAGGCGAAGGAGAUGUAGAUACAUCCGAACGAGACUCCAGCGCGAGUGAUGCAGACAGUCCGUGGGCCGGGCGAACGGAGAAAGAGCGAGGUCUUGUGGGUGGCCGAGUGGAUGGUGCUCUGCGCGGGAAGCGAGUUACUCAGAUUGCAUGCGGCAAGCAUGUUUCCGCAGCCGUUACUGAAGAAGGAGACCUGUAUGUGUGGGGAGAGGGCCGAGGGGGACAGGUAGGCCCUCCGCCGUCGCCGAGCAGAAGAUCCCAGGACCGAAAAAAGUCAGACUGCAUUUCAACGUCCAGUUCGGGUCUUUCCUUCAAUGUCCGUACACCACGGAAGCUGGAAGUUUACGGCCUCGCUGAGGGCGAAGAAGCCUUUCGAGAAAGAACGCCGAAGAAGGUCGUACAAGUUGCAUGUGGAUCCUCUCACUGCGCCGCCUUGACAGAGAACGGUGAAGUUUACACAUGGGGAAGUGAUGAUUAUGGCCAGCUAGGCUUGGGCAAGGAGUCGCGGUUUGUUCUCAGUCCUCGGAGAGUAGAUACACUCGCCGACAAGAAGGUCGUUUCCGUUCGAUGCGGUCACUUCUUCACGUGCUGCACGACGUCAACAGGCGAAGUUUUUGUGUGGGGGUAUGGCCGAGAUGGCGAAUGUGGAAACGGCCGUAGCGACGCCGCCCUUCCGGUCCUCAUUUCGACUCUGGAGCCUCAACCAGGCGGAAGGAAACGUGGCAGGGGGAAAGUUGUCGAUACUGUCGCAGGAGGUGGGCACCUUGCAGCCUGGACAGAGGAAGGCGGUCUCUGGAUGUGGGGUCGGGGUAGGGAGGGACAGUUAGGGAGAGGAGACGCCAUUGAGAGCGUCGCGGCCAGCAGAGAUGUGCCUCAGUUAGUGGAAGAGCUCUGGGGCACGUCUCCGGGUGACAAGACACCUCAGAGAUCGCCAGAUUUGCGUGCAGUCACACGGAAAGAGGGGGACGAAGGCGCGCACAGAUCCCAUGUCGUUGCAGCGUGGUGCGGCCAGGCCCAUACACUCGCGCUUGUAGAACCGAAUGGAAAGACAGAUUUUACUGGUUGA
Neospora caninum is the source of this 2154-nucleotide messenger RNA. RefSeq names its product putative regulator of chromosome condensation domain-containing protein. The transcript has a single exon. Lineage: Eukaryota; Apicomplexa; Conoidasida; Eucoccidiorida; Sarcocystidae. The record is from RefSeq and is a predicted model, not a curated record. Bases 1 to 2154 code for a protein of 717 amino acids.